CAGGCUCGGAGUGCCUCCAGCGACACAUCCGAAGCAGCUGAGCAAAUUGCGAAUCUGUCGGAAGAUCGAGUCAAGCUCAUUCAAGAGCGUGACGGGUUUUUGAAUCAACGGAAGGAAGCUUCCGCUGUUGUCGGCAAACUCAUGCGUAACAAGGACAAUUUAGACUCAUCCCAACAGGAGGAAUUGGAAGAGGCGAAAAGUGCCAGUACAGCAGCGUCUGAAAAGGCUACUAACGCUGAAGCUGCUUUGGAAGAAAUCCAAACUACCAUGGAUCGACUACUGGCAGGUAUUCCCAACCUACUGGACGAUCAAGUUCCCUUUGGAAGGGACGAAUCUGAAAACGAAGAAGUUAGCCGAUGGGGUGAUAAAGAUGCCCUCCCAGCAAGAUUGGAAUGGGACGAUUCUUUUCAGCCGCUGUGGCACGACGAUGUAGCUUCCAAUUUAAACGGCUACCAGGUCGAAGCCGCUGUCAAAAUGUCGGGUGCCCGCUUCGUUGCCUUAUCCGGAUCCAUCGCCCAACUCGAACGCGCAAUUGCCAUGUUUUGUAUCGACCUCCAUACCACGCAGCACGGCUAUACCGAAGUAUCCGUCCCGUUUGUGGUCGGUCGCUCCGCUCUCGAGGGCACAUCGCAGUUACCCAAAUUUCAGGAAGACUUGUUCGCCAUUACGCCGGAAUCGCAUACGUGCAACGGCGAGGAUGCCUUUUUGAUUCCCACCGCCGAGGUGCCCGUCACCAACAUGCAUCGAGGGCAGGUUUUGGAGGAAAGUGAUCUGCCUCUUUCGUACGUGGCCUGGACUCCCUGCUUUCGCGCCGAAGCCGGAAGUUACGGUCGGGAUACCAAAGGUUUAAUUCGAACGCACCAGUUCCAAAAGGUGGAACUGGUCAAAAUCACAACGGCCGACACGUCCGAUGCGGAACACGAAACGCUGACGGCGCACGCGGAAGCAGUCCUGCGGUCGUUGGAAUUGCCGUACCGCAAAGUACGUUUGUGCUCCGGAGAUAUUGGAUUUUCAGCCCGACAUUGCUACGACUUGGAGGUGUGGUUGCCCGGGGCUGGUGAGUUCCGUGAAAUUUCGUCCUGCAGUAACACGGGCGACUUUCAAGCGCGUCGCAUGAGUUUGCGGUAUCGCCCCAAGCCAGCAGAUGGCUCGAACAAGAAACUCAAGCCGGUAUUAUGUCAUACGAUAAACGGUAGCGGUUUGGCGGUGGGUCGUACUCUGGUAGCCGUUUUGGAAAACUACCAAACGCCGGAUGGUUCGGUGGUCGUUCCCGAAGUCUUGCGGCCAUACAUGGGCGGCAAAGAAAUCCUCAAAGCUCCCCAGAAAUAG
Messenger RNA from Phaeodactylum tricornutum CCAP 1055/1, 1329 nucleotides. RefSeq lists its product with no specific name. The annotation marks the transcript as partial. Gene Ontology annotation, molecular function: serine-tRNA ligase activity; ATP binding. Gene Ontology annotation, biological process: seryl-tRNA aminoacylation. The transcript has a single exon. The record is from RefSeq and is a predicted model, not a curated record. Lineage: Eukaryota; Bacillariophyta; Bacillariophyceae; Surirellales; Neidiaceae.